Fusarium coffeatum is the source of this 417-nucleotide messenger RNA. RefSeq lists its product as uncharacterized. The coding region runs from base 1 to 417 and encodes 138 amino acids. NCBI's taxonomy places the organism in Eukaryota, Fungi, Ascomycota, Sordariomycetes, Hypocreales, Nectriaceae. The transcript has 2 exons. The record is from RefSeq and is a predicted model, not a curated record.
AUGCUUUCCAAAACAUUCUUCAUGACCCUUCUUGCCCUUGGCGUUUCCGCCGCACCUCUUGAUGCUGAAGUGCAAAAGGACAAUCUCGACAAACGCUGCGAUUGGAACGACCUGCACGGCCAGAUUUCCUGCGGUUACUUCAGUGUCAUCAUGUCGUUUGAUGACAUUAAAGUUCGGGGCGAUGGAUGGUCCGAGAAGUUUAAAAUCGACUGCAGCAGAGAGUGGUCAUCUCUCAGCAUCCCCCGGCUGCCUUGGACUAUUGAAUUUCACCCGGGCAAUGCCUGCGACGGAACGAACUAUGAUAACAUGUGGAUCAAGUACGCCGAUACCACUUUGGAUAUCCCGAGCGACACGCGCUGUGGAGCUGUCGGUAAAAACAACGUCCUUCGCAGGUGCAUCAUCGCCGAUAAGAAAUGA